Molecule: messenger RNA, 563 nt
Organism: Lecanosticta acicola
Lineage: Eukaryota; Fungi; Ascomycota; Dothideomycetes; Mycosphaerellales; Mycosphaerellaceae
Source: the annotation of a GenBank genome assembly
AUGCCAAACGACUCUACCUUCGAUCAAGACAUCAAAGAUGUUCACCUGAUCUACGACUACGAUGCACAAGACGCCAAUGGAAACCCAGAAAAAUGGCGGUAUGAAAUGUGGUUCUUCAGCCAGGUAAGCUCACGACGCAGUCUCAUUACCUAUCAACACACACCCACUCACGAUGUCCACAGAACCGCAUAGUCUACGCAAUCCACGGCGGUCCAAUGGCGGGCCGCAAAAAUUUCCAAACAGCAACAUAUCAGUGCAUCCGACCCGGGGAACUAUGGCAAUGCAAUUGGCUCGAAGAAACUGGAACGAUCUGCUCACUUGUCUACGACAUCCCCAACGGGAGGAUCUCUACUCUCCUCGGAUUCAGUAGAGGGCAUUGGGAGAAUCCCGAAGCAGCGCAUGGAGACAAGCGGAAUAAAGACGAUUUUGAGAGGUGGAGAGGUCUAAGUAAGGUUGGAGGACAGGCCGAGAGGUUUAUGUUGAGUGAGCAGGCUACCAUUUGUGAGAAAUUCCACGGGUCUGGGGAGUUGGAGCCGAUUGACGAGGCUUGGCCGACGCUGUAG